Molecule: messenger RNA, 300 nt
Organism: Lactuca saligna
Lineage: Eukaryota; Viridiplantae; Streptophyta; Magnoliopsida; Asterales; Asteraceae
Source: the annotation of a GenBank genome assembly
AUGAACAACCAACAAUUCCACCACGUGCUCCUCUCACUCAUUGCUUACAUUCGAGAAGUAGCAGAUCUUAUUGAAGCAGCUCAGACGAAAUUACAAGAAGGCUUCACCAUGGAUGAAACCUCUCACACCUGUCUCUCGACAGAUGGUGACAACCCCAUCUCCAGAAUCCUGAAAACAAUCCUGCAAGAUACCAAAGAGGAGGACCAGUCCAUGGAAGACAACAUCUCCUUCAUGCUUGGAUCAAUUCAUAAACGAAUUGGAAAAUACAAACGCACAAUCAAAGAUACAACUGAUGACUAA